UAUAGGGAUAUCACUAAUUUGCUAAUCACAAAAUAAUCAUACAUGGCUAAAUCCCUGUCCUCGGUGAACAAUGAAGUUAAAGAAAUAGCAGCCCACUGUGAGCAACUGCCGGAAAGAUUUAUCCGUAAAGACGUCACCGAGUCUUCUCCAGCGGAUAUUCCUGUAAUUGACGUUAGCCUCUUAGCUUCAUCUCCUUUGGAGCUCGAUAGGCUUAGAUCAGCGAUUGCCACUUGGGGCUGCGUUCAGGCAAUUAACCAUGGAAUUGAAGGUGCCCUUCUGGAUAAAGUUCGAGAAAUCAGCAGAGCGUUCUUCUGUUUAUCAGCAGAGGAGAAGCAGAAAUGCUUGAGGGAAGAAGGUGAUGUUGAAGGCUAUGGAAAUGACAUUGGUCUGGCAGAGGGGCAAACUCUUGAUUGGACUGAUAGACUGUUUCUGACUGUUCGUCCUCAACACAAACACAGGCUUCAGUUUUGGCCUCAAAAUCCCAGCAACUUCAAGGAGGUUGUUGAUGAAUAUUGCUCCAAAAUGGAGGUGUUCAAUCAAGUUAUCCUCAAAGCCAUGGCUAGAUCGUUGAACUUGGAGGAGAAUUGUUUCUUGGACCAAUAUGGGACAACUUCAAAUUCAACCAUUUUGGGACGGUUUAACUACUACCCUCCUUGUCCAUGGGCUGAUAAAGUCUUGGGACUCAAAUCGCAUUCUGAUGGCUCAGCCAUGACAUAUCUGUUGCAAGACAAAGAGAUUGAAGGCCUUCAAGUUUUGAAAGACGGUCAGUGGUUUCGAGUUCCUAUUCUUCCUGAUGCUUUAACCAUCAAUGUUGGCGAUCAAAUCGAGAUAAUGAGUAAUGGGGUAUUCAAGACCUCCGUACACCGAGUGAUGGUAGACUCAAAAAAGCAACGGAUGACUGUAGCUAUGCAUUGCAUGCCUCAAACUGAAAAGGAUAUUGGACCCGUAGACGGGCUGAUUACGGAUGAAACACCAAGGUUAUACAAGAAGGUAACGUUUUCGCUCGACUUUUAUUUCGAGAGUUACCAGAAAGGUUUGAGAUCACUCGAUGCUUGCAAGGUUUGACAAUGUUCAGAAGAUGGCACUCUUUUCAUCCGUUCUUAAGUGUGUGUGUUUGUUUGUUUGUUUUGAUUAUUUAAUUUUGUUUAAUUAUGUUGUCUUCCAAAUAAGAACAGAAACCAUUUUAUAUGGGAGUAUGCGGUAGGUGGUUAUUGUGUUUGUUAAUAACUUUUUGUAUAAUAGUAAUAAUUGGCUUGUGUGA
Molecule: messenger RNA, 1261 nt
Organism: Helianthus annuus (common sunflower)
Lineage: Eukaryota; Viridiplantae; Streptophyta; Magnoliopsida; Asterales; Asteraceae
Product: codeine O-demethylase
Exons: 3
Coding region: 43-1065 (340 amino acids)
Source: RefSeq, a predicted model, not a curated record